AUCCCUGCGCGCGCGCAAACUGUGUGACAAGUAGACAAAUAACCGCGCAAUCGGAACCAACGCAAAUAUUUACUGAAACAGUUUAUUCAGUGUACUACAAGAAAGUUAUUCGUGUAAUUAAAGUGGAAUUUUCGAGAUUUUUAUCCUCUAGGGCCUACGUUUCAAAAAACUUUUGGAUGCGUUAUUUGAAGGUAUUCAUAGAUAUACUGGACGUCUAUUUUAAACAAUCUAUAUGCGUUUUAUAGUUGGAUUGUUAAAAGUUUAUUUGACCUCUGUUAAAUUCAACUGGAUGAUGCAGGGAAUAAAACGUUUUAAUUAAAGGUUGGCGACUAGAGGGUAUGGCCUCAGAAGAGGGUGCAGAUGCGCUCAAAAUAUACUGGGAACACUUCUUCAAGGCAGAGACAGGAACUUAUGAGAAAUCGACAUGGCUCGACUUGUUUCUAGCCGAGUUUAUUGUACGACUCAACGAAGGAUGCAAUCCGAAAGAUUUAAUCAAGUUCUGUCCACUAAGCGGCGUGGUGUCACUAGUGGGGUGCGAGCUGCUGUGCGGCAUCCACCGCGUGACGUCAUCCAUCAACACGCACUUCUCCCCCCCGCUGCCUGCCGCCUCCCCCUCGCCGCUAACCUGCCCCCCGCUCGACGCAGAUGAUACAGCUAAUGAAGAGCCAAAAAGUGAAGGUACACCACAGAAGUCGUCCAGCCUUUUCACUCGCACGAAUACUCAGUCGUCUUCAGAGAUAUUGCGUCAGUACUUGCUGGGUGGACUCGCUUGGCGCUGUCUCGUCAUGCUCAAGGCGUUGGGAGUUGAGGGUCUCUCCUGCUGCCGGCAGCUCAGUUCAGUUCUAAUCUGGUUGUUCGGUGAACUGAGUGCAGCGGGUCGGGUUGCUCAUCGCGGGAACACCAGGCGGGAGGCAAGAGUGCCUAUACAUGAGCUGUUUUCUAAUAGAAUAUGGUCGAAACAAAAAUCAAACGGUGUGCAAAAUCAAUCUACGGCGGUGGAAAAGGGCUCCCUGUGUUCGAGGUCAAGGUACAACGGCUUGACACGAUUAGAAGCAGACGCCAAAGCUAAAAAAAAGUCCGCUAGAAACUCAGAAAUUUCCUCAGAUUCCGGCGACACGAAUGAUGACUUACAAGUGUUGAAUCGAUCUAUGACGAUCAAAGUUUGCCCGCCCAAUGACGACUUUGAUUAUUUUAAUACGCCAAUUCGUUCGUCCAGCGACUUCACUGAGCCACUGUAUUCCGAUCCCUUCUACACGCCGAGAAAGGCCAAACCGAAAGCAGACGAUUACAUGAAGGAUAAGCAUCGCCAGAUUAUCAAUUCUGAAAUCGGAACCUUCGAAUUUACGUUGCUCAUAAUAGACUUACUACAAGAGUUAUGCAAAGCGGAGAGCAGCCUGUCCGGCUCGGAAGGAUCGCAGAUAUCCAUGCAGUGCAUCAAUUUUUCGCUCAAAAACCUCUGUUCUUUGCAAUUCGGUUCCAUGCCGAAUCAGUCGUAUGAUCAGCUAGAGUUAGCGAACAUAAAAGUGGCCCUCACAGAACUGUUGAUAGUGUCGCUAGAUCAAGUUCUGGUCCACGCAGAUUUAUGUGCCAAACUGAUAAACAUCGGUAUACUUCCAAUGCUCCUACGUAUACUCGAAGACGUCGUCUGCAAAUCGAGUGCCAAAUACAAUACCAAAGUUGAAAAACAUAAUCGUGCAAAAGUUGUCGAAAAACCGGACAAAACAGAAUCGGAGUAUCUUCUGAAAUUUGUCUUCGGUAUAGCAUAUUCUAUAACAGCUUUUUUCUAUUGUUUACUCAUGCAAUGUCGAUCCGUGGAAAAGCUAAGAGAGUUCACGGAUCAGUUUAGAUUAUAUGGAGAAUGUUUUAAGGGUGGUUUGCUCAAAGAGUGUAUCGAGCUAAUGAUUCGGAUACCAGGGUUAGACGAUAACGAAACUGUGAUAUUGGUUAAGAAGCUUAUAGAAUGUAUAGGAAAAUUAGUUAGUGGGAUGAAGCGAGUUAGGAGUGAAGUGAUACACUCGGCAGCUUGUCCGCGAAGUCGACACAAAGCGUGCAGACAGAGAGUAGCAGCGGGCAUGCAUCAUCAUCAUGAUAUUUUAGGCGAAGCUGGAACUGGCUUACCCUUACCCUCGGCUUGUUGCGUCUCCGUACUGUAUGGAACGCUCACAUCGCUCGUACCAGAUGAAGAAAUAUCAGCACAUAAAGUUCUGAGAAACAAAAUCCUACGCGUAAUGCUAAAGUGUGGAGUGUGCUGCUGUUUCUCGCCAACCAUUUUAAUGGAGAGCAUUGUACGGCUAAUGUUGACCCAUAACAGUGUGGCGAGUCUAUGCCUACAGUUACUUGAGCACACUGUUUAUGGAGACUUGGGUGCGAGUGUUCUGAUUCCCAAAGUGACCGAUCAGCUUCCUUGUUCUAUUUGCGAACAAUGCGAUGAUAAUAGAAAUCUUGGAAGAAAAUAUUGCGCUCACGGGGUCAGUCCCAUGGAGAGAAAGAACGUGUGGUCUUUCUUGAUACAUUAUAACUCUUUACUGCAGUUGGACAAUCAUAACAACGUGUUACACGCUACUGUUAGCCACUUGCUGAAGGUGACGCCAAAAUGUCGUAUGGAAAUGAAAUAUGAAUUACUCUUCAGUGUGAUAUAUCCGACCUUUAUUGUAUCAAAACAUAGAUACAUAAUACGGCUCGAAGAAUCAGCCUAUUUCUUAACAGUGUCAUGUCUUAAUAUCUUCGCCAAUUUAUUGAACACUGUGUCUUUCGCCGAGCAGUUUAUUCAGAAAGCCAGUGUUGUGCGAUUCUCGAAAUCGCAAUAA
This is a messenger RNA of Colias croceus (clouded yellow), 2807 nucleotides long. RefSeq names its product lysosomal-trafficking regulator-like. The transcript is spliced from 9 exons. The record is from RefSeq and is a predicted model, not a curated record. The coding region runs from base 339 to 2807 and encodes 822 amino acids. Lineage: Eukaryota; Metazoa; Arthropoda; Insecta; Lepidoptera; Pieridae.